GACUCAGGCAGUACGUAAAGAACGUAGCAACUGACACGCAGUUUACGACUUUAUCGGGAGUAGAUAGUGUCGGUGAAUAUGUUAUAAUCUGACUUCUUCUCUGAGCUGGCCGUUAAACAGUGUGGAAUCAAAGGCAGCUGCUUUUAAACAGCGUGAUAUGAAAGACGGCUCCAUUCGUGUAUCGGUGACUCUGCAGGAAAACUCGAACUUCAGUGAACUUAGUUUAGCUCAAAUCGCCAACAUGGAGGCCGGACAAAACCUGAAAGACCUGGACAUGACGGCGGAUGAAGUGGACAGGCUGAGAAAAGCGUUAAGAGAUGACAAGUUCAGGGAGAUGCUGCGAGAUUACGCGGAGGAAAUAUCAGACCCGGAGAACAAGAGGAGGUACGAAGAGGAGAUCGAGCUUUUGGAGCGUGAGAGAGGAAACAGCAUCGACUUCAUCCACCCGGAACCUUUCAGGGCUCUGAAGACGAGUGCGGACGGCAGCCGAAAGUGUUUCAUCAACAUUUGCUCCAACGAGAAAGUUGGAAAACCCGAGUGUAAGAGUGGUGUGUCGGAGGAUGGCCGCAGGGGGCAGAGUUGGUCCAUGCCCCACAGUCUGCACCCAGGGAGAAAGGACACGGACACACAGGGGAACCAGGUCACCAUCUAUGAUGUCAUCUUCCACCCUGACACCCUCCACAUAGCGAGCAAAAACAAGAGGUUCAUGGACAUGGUGGACAGCACAGCCAUUCAGGGGAUCGAGAAGGCCUUUCAAGUCACUCUGGACAAAAAAAACAUGCGGCAGUUGAAAACAAAGUACAAGGGCACCCCCCAGCCUUGUGUCAUUCGCAAACCCAUACCUGGAUACAAAGACGAGGCGCCCCCAGUGCAGCCUGACCCUCUUGCCUUUCCAUUCCCUGGGGAUAAAGGACCUGCCCCAUCCUCGCAAACCAAACCCUCAGAGUCACCUGCAUCAAGAAACAGCAGUGAUGCAGAACCUGAGAGUUUCCAGGUCCAGCCUCAACAGAGCAAAGAGCCGACCCAGCCCAACUACACGGUGAAGUACCGACAUUUUGUCGAUCUGCAGGACUUCAGGAACUCCAGAGACUCAGCUCAGAGCCCCAGGCCCAAGGAGAUAGUUGUCACCAUUGACCUGCCUCUGCUGAAGUCCGUCUCAGACACCAGCCUUGAGGUGAUGAAGCAGACGCUGGUGCUAGACUCCGAGAAACCGGCGUACAGGCUCGAGCUGCCUCUGGCCUACCCUGUGGACGAGGACAAAGGAGAGGCCAAGUUUAACAAGCACAGAGGACAGCUGACGGUCACACUGCCUGUUCUUCCCUCUAAUGAAGUGUUUGAUUAUGCUUCAUGGCCUGCUGCGACUGUUGGUGACGGUCAGGGUGAAGGUGUUGAUGAAAGGAAUGUGAAGGAAAGCGAGGAGGAGAGAGGGAAGGAGCAGGAGAGGGGGAUCGAGAAAGGUGAGGAGGAGCAAAUAUGUGUUGAGGAGGAUGAUGAGGAAGUAAAGCAGGAAAGAGUAUAUGAAGAGGAUAAGAAGCAGCAGACAACGGGGGGAGGUGAAGAUGAGGACAGAGAGGAGCAGAUGAGAGGAGAUCAGGGGGGUGUAAAGGGGGAGGAAAGAAGUGAAGUAGGCGAGGAGGAAGAAUGGAGACCACAUAAGAAAGAAGGGGAAGAGACUGAAGACGGUGUGGAGAGGGAGGCAAAAUGCAAGAAGCAGAACGAAAAAGAAGAAAGUGUGGAGAAGGAAAGAGGAGAGGAGGAGAACGCAGAAGAGCAGAAACAGGAAAAUGUGAAUGAAGAAAAAUUGACAGCUGAACACUCCAGAGAGGAGGAAGAAGUAAAUCUGACAGAGAUCCAAGAGAAAACUGAAAAGAUGGAGGAAAACCUGCAAAAUGUUCAGGUGGAAGCAGUUGAGUUUCACAGUCACACAUCCGGUGAGGAAUUAUCAGGCCACGACGUCGUAGAGGACGUUUCCCAAGGGACUGAAGUGUCUGAAACAGAAACAGCAAACGAGCCGGGUAGAGGAGGCUCGGGAGAGCAGAGCAAGAGGGACAACCUGGACGAGGACGACCUGCACACGGAGCAGAUCUUCCAAACCCCAGUGCACAACGAAGAGCCUGCGUUACUGAGGGAAAUUGAUGAAGAUGGAAAGGAAAACGUCCUCAGUGAUCAUUCCACACCUGCUGGGUUCAUCCUCCAUAACGCCCUGAUGUAUGAGCUGGACUGAGAUCUCUCGUUUUCUCUA
This is a messenger RNA of Pleuronectes platessa (European plaice), 2242 nucleotides long. RefSeq names its product dynein axonemal assembly factor 2 (gene dnaaf2). The transcript is spliced from 2 exons. The record is from RefSeq and is a predicted model, not a curated record. The coding region runs from base 158 to 2224 and encodes 688 amino acids. Gene Ontology annotation, biological process: axonemal dynein complex assembly. Gene Ontology annotation, cellular component: cytoplasm. NCBI's taxonomy places the organism in Eukaryota, Metazoa, Chordata, Actinopteri, Pleuronectiformes, Pleuronectidae.